Triticum turgidum subsp. durum (durum wheat) is the source of this 321-nucleotide messenger RNA. The record is from the annotation of a GenBank genome assembly. NCBI's taxonomy places the organism in Eukaryota, Viridiplantae, Streptophyta, Magnoliopsida, Poales, Poaceae.
AUGGGGGAGAAGGAGUGGUACUUCUACUGUCAGAAGGACCGCAAGUAUCUCAUGGGGAUACGGACCAACCGGGCCACGAAAGCCGGCUACUGGAAGGCCACGGGCAAGGACAAGGAGAUCUUCCACCCAACGCCCACUCUCAUCGGCAUGAAGAAGACACUCGUGUUCUACAAGGGCAGGGCGCCUAGGGGGGAGAAGACCAACUGGGUCAUGCACGAGUACAGGCUUGAGAUCAGCAAGCAGCCUGCAUCCGGCCCAUCAACCGCCAUCCCAAAGCUGCCGCCAUUAAUGCAUCCUUCAAGGUAUUUAAACCUAGAGUAG